AUGGACAUUGAUUCAAACAAUCCUACAUUGAGUGGGAGUGAGGAAGUUGAGGAACUAGAGAACAAUUCUUUAUUAAAUGAGAGUGGUGAAAUUGAAGAACCUAAGAAGGGGAUGUGUUUUACCUCAAAGCAAGAAGUGCAUGAGUUUUAUGCAAAAUAUGCUAAAAACCUUGGAUUUGCUAUAGCUUACAGAACACAUAACAUUGGAGCGGAUGGAAAGAGGAUUCGUACUCCUGUGAAGAGAAGAUUAGAAAUAAACGAUGAAGUAGGAAUAGGGGUGUCUAGGAAUUUUCAUUCUAUAGUUGUUAAAGCGAGGGGAUGUGAGGCAUUAACAUUUGAUGAACGAGAUUCAAGGAACCACAUUGAAAAUGCUAGAAGAUUGAGGCUUGGGGUAGGAGAUGCCAAAUUAGUUGCAUUUUAUUUUCAUAGGAUGCAACAAGAAAAUUCAAACUUCUAUUCUGCAAUUGACUUUGAUGUAGAUGGUCGCAUACGAAACUUGUUUUGGGCGGAUGCAAGGAGUAGGGCGGCUUAUAAAGCAUUUGGGGAUGUUGUCUCAUUUGACACCACCUAUCUCAUAAACAAGUAUGAUAUGCUGUUUGCUCCGUUUGUAGGAGUUAAUCACCAUGGACAGUCAAUCUUUUUUGGUUAUGGGCUAUUAUGUAAUGAGAACAUGGAGACAUUUGUUUGGCUAUUCAAAGAAUGGUUAAAGUGCAUGUCAGCCACUCCUCCAAAAGCUAUUAUAACUGACCAGUGCAGAGCUAUGCAAAAUGCCAUAGAAUUUAUCUUCCCACAGGGUCGACAUCGUUGGUGUUUAUGGCAUAUAAUGAAGAAAAUUCCCAAGAAAUUGAGAGGAUAUUCCCAAUAUGAAGCCAUCAAAUUCGCCUUACAAAAUGCAGUGUAUGAUUCAUUCACAAAAGAUGAAUUUGAUGAGGAAUGGAAAACGAUGAUUGAAAAGUUUAGCCACCAUGAGAACGAGUGGUUGGGGGUAUUAUAUGGUGAGCGACAUAGGUGGAUUCCUACCUAUUACGACAAUGCAUUGAAAAGUAAGGUGGAGAAGGAGACCAAAGCAGACUUCAAAUCUCGAAACAAAUUAUAUGAUUGCUUAACGGUGUAUGAGUUUGAGAAGCAAUUUCGUGCAGCCUACACAAAUGUGAAAUUUAAAGAAGUUCAAGGUCGUAAGAUGGGUCAAGGUGAACCUCGUAAGUUGAAUUUUGGUUGUACGGACAGCAUGGAAGACAAUACGUACGAUCGGGCACAAGAUAGCGCAUUGCAAAUGGUGGACAAAAUUAGAAGUGUAUCUUUGAGUGAAUCAGGAAUGGGGAAUAUAGAUGGUUCAACUUUUGUGGACUUGAGUAUAGAUGUGGAUCCAAACGCUCCAUGUUCUGUUUUGGUAACAGGUUCUGUAAAUGAUGAAUUUGUGCUUUGA
Messenger RNA from Camellia sinensis, 1425 nucleotides. The record is from RefSeq and is a predicted model, not a curated record. Lineage: Eukaryota; Viridiplantae; Streptophyta; Magnoliopsida; Ericales; Theaceae.